This is a messenger RNA of Beauveria bassiana ARSEF 2860, 777 nucleotides long. Its product is annotated as cell wall protein Asl1, O-glucosyl hydrolase. The record is from RefSeq and is a predicted model, not a curated record. Gene Ontology annotation, biological process: fungal-type cell wall polysaccharide metabolic process. Gene Ontology annotation, cellular component: fungal-type cell wall. The coding region runs from base 1 to 777 and encodes 258 amino acids. The transcript is spliced from 2 exons. NCBI's taxonomy places the organism in Eukaryota, Fungi, Ascomycota, Sordariomycetes, Hypocreales, Cordycipitaceae.
AUGAUUUGGUUCAACCUUUUGGCACUUUGUCCCGUCAUUGGCGCGGCAACUGCCACUAAUCAUCCUCCUGGAAAGCGCGGCCUGGCUAGCAACGACGGCCUUGAUCUUUCCGGGUUCGAAAACACACCUCAUGGAGGCCAGAGCAAGGUGCGCUGGCAGUACAACUGGGACAGCGACAUUGGCGACAACAAGAUUAGCUUUGCCGAGUAUGUCCCCAUGCUUCACAGUCUCCGCCACGGCCACGAGAUUGUCUGGAACGACCGCGUCAACAAGUGGCUGACCCAGGGAACCGCCCAUCUACUUGCAUUCAAUGAGCCUGAGCGACCGUUGCCCCAGGCCGCCAUGACCGUUGGCGAAGCCGUCGAUGCCUGGUGGCGGUACAUGGAGCCAUACGCCGGUCGUGCGAGGCUUGGUGCUCCUGCCGUCUCCAACGACGGCUGGGACUGGAUCACAAAGUUUCUCAACGAAUGCCAGGGCUGCCAUGUUGACUAUAUCCCCGUCCACUGGUACAAUCCAAACUCUCUCGAGCACGACUUUGAGAACUGGGUCAACCAAAUUUGCACCCUCGGACGGCCUGUGUGGGUUACAGAGUUCAAGGGACAAGAAGGAUCAAGCCAAGAUGAAAUUGUUUUUCUUCAGAAAGCCAUGGCGUUUCUCGAGGGCAACCCCUGCGUUGAACGCUACGCGUACUUUGGCACGGCUAAUAAUGACCUAUCUCUUUUGUCAAACGAGCACAGCCAUCUCUCCGAACUUGGCAGCCACUACGCUUCGGACUAA